Molecule: messenger RNA, 9530 nt
Organism: Mycena citricolor
Lineage: Eukaryota; Fungi; Basidiomycota; Agaricomycetes; Agaricales; Mycenaceae
Source: the annotation of a GenBank genome assembly
GAUGAAUUGCACAUCGUCCGGUGGAGAGGUACACGCUGCGGGAUAUGUUUGGAAUAUUGGACCGUAUGUAGCUCGUUACCUAAACGGUCGCAACCGAUCUGAAUCUUCCUCUCCCCAAUCCGGCAUGCUGUAUCUGAGAUACGGCAAACAGGAACCAAAUACCGUACGGAUGGAGGACGAUAUAUUUAUUUCCGCGCGCGAGACGAGACUUCCCGACUACUUGAUCUCCCCAUCCGCCUCACCGCCUGGACAAGCAUGAUCUCUCUCUCCUCCUCCUCAUCGUCCCUGUCCGACGUGUCCUCCUCGUCCUCCGCUACGCGUCCCUCCAGUCCCGUGAUUAAGCGCAACGCGCUCUCGUCCUCCACCACGUCCAUGCUAUCCACUUCGCCCUCCUCCAGCAGCCUCUCCUCGGACAGUUCACGCGAUUCGAUCUGCACUCGAGCGAGCCUAUCAUCAUCCGCUGCGUCGUUCGAGUUGGGGUCGGCGGCUAGCAUACGCCGUGGAGAGCAUCUAGCCAUUCUGUUGCCCAAGCGGCUGUGGAAGGUUGAUUCCGAGUCCACGCACUGCGACUCACUGCCAUGUCGCGUUCCUUUCACCCUCUUCGAACGCCGACACCACUGUCGCAAGUGCGGAGGCGUGUUCUGCAGCGCAUGCACGUCCCAGACCACGCCCCUACUUGACACCGCUUCGCUACCGGCACCCACCAUUCCCGAAGACACUGCCGUCUCGGACCUCGCGUCCCCCGAGAGCCCCGUCGUGCAGUGCCGGGUCUGCAUUGACUGCUACGACCAGGUGCACGGCAGGCGCACACCCGAUGAGGAGUACGAGCGGAUGUUGUGCGAGCGCCCGCGGAGAUCCAGCUCCCUGCUAGCCUCGCCGAUUUCCCUCUUCAAAGUCCCUGCAUUCGUGACCCAAUCUGCUCCGUCCUCGCCGCCUCAGAUCCCGGCAGCACUGCCCUCCGUGCACAGGCGCUCCCUGUCGCGGGCAGCCUCCCCGAGACGUCGGACGCGCUUUGCGUCCCUGCCCGUUCCGGAGCGGUCGCUUUCUCCCUUGCGGACAGACUCUCUUCCCUGUACCGGCCUUUCCGCAUAUCCGCUCUCCCUCCCAUCGGCCAUCUGCAAGGCCUCAGGCGGAGGACGUUGGGCGCCGGAGCCGUUUGUGUCUGACCCCAUGCGUAGGCCGCUUGUGCUGGGCAGCCGGGCUCCCUGGGAGACGGAGUGCGAGCGCGCCGAGGAGGAGGAGCGGCAGCGCAAGCGUAGCGUGGUCGUCCAUGUGAAGCUCGGCGAGGCCGAGGUCCGCUAUCGUGUCUGGGGCCAAGACGAUGUGGACGAGGACGCGCCAGAGUCGUUUGAGCGCCCGCGUCUGGCGCUUGCCACCUUCUGAGCAGCGUCGUGUUGUUUCCCCUUGGCCCUAUCCUUAUUGCUGUAUAUUGGUCUCUGUCGUUGUGUCGUCCCUCGUUCUGACUUAUGCCUCUUGCUGUACUGACCCGUCUUGUUGCAUUCACUGUACCACUAGCACGCUCAUAUAUUACCUAUGCCAUAUGGUCCCCUCAUAGUCGUGCCCUAUCGCGCUACCUUCUUCCUCCCGCUGUAUAUACUGCCAUUACUAUCUAGACUAUAAUUCUUUGAACAAUGGGUAUCUGUGUGUUGGCUUUGGAACUGUUCGUGCAUGAGUUCUCUUCGCGGGCCUGCGCGCACUGCAUUUCGUCAAGACCUGUCUUUCAUUCACCCGGCCCCUAUUACCGAGAUCGGUCGCAUUCGGCGCAGCUGUGUUUUCGUCGCGGCCAUGCUUACUCCGGCGCAGACUAAACGAACUCCCGAGCCGGGCGCAGAUCGACCCCCCGGCUGGCCGAACGCCGCCGAGCCCGGCUCGCGUGCAGCCAGCGACUCCACGUGGGGGUGCGUGAUGCGCUGCUGCUGACAUCUGACAUGAACGGAUUAUCCCCCCGCCACGCGCUGCCGUUUGAAAUGGACUCGGCUCUAAUUGAUUCCAUCGCGCGACUGUUCAGGCUAUGUAAUGGAUGCAGGGUGCGCCGUGUGUCCGUGUGUCCGCGUUUGAGGCACCGUGCAUGCGGUGGAUGGGUUUAUGGUUGUUUCCCGGGGAUGGAGGAGCCGGAUUGGUUUUCGCGUGACCGAUGCAAUUACUGAGGAUCCAAUGUAUGGCAUGGCCGACCGUUCGGGGGGUGUUCCUGACUUGAAGGCUGGCUGAAGGAUCAUCGUGUCCACAAACAAACGCGUGAUGCGCUUGCGGAUCGUCGGGCGAUCUGUGUCGAUUAUGCAGACACCUCUCGACGAAUGGCGUUUCAGGUGUACACAAGCAUGCAUGUAUCGGCGCGGGAGAGGUUGUUGGAACCCGGUUUGACGAGCUUGCUUACUCUAAGGGAUGGUAUCAUGAGCGAAAGAGUAGAUUCACAAUCUGUGUCCCAAAGGGUCAAGGGCAGAACGUUCUCUGUCCACCACGCGGUCCUGAGCUAAUACGUUGGCGCUUCACCAUGUAAGCUGUUUAGGCAUGGGACAAGAUGACCUCAGAUGAGAAACAGGAUCGUCGGUAAAACUGUCAGCAGGACAUCUAUCCCCGACGUGGAAAAUGAAAGCCCCCACAGGUCAUUUGCAGAUUUAGUCCAGAGUAGAAGCCGCCACCAUUGAAAACUUCCGACUGGGACAGUGAACGCAUAAAAUGUUGCUGGAUUGUCAUCCACUUCGGCGACACCGAAGAGCCUAGAAGCAAGGACUGUGGGCACGUCUUGAUAGGUUUUGACGAGUGAGCAGCAUCCGAGUUCUGCAAAAGAAAUAUCGCCGGUCACUCAAGUUGAGUUCGUCAUUCUUCUCGUCGCACGAGCACCCGCGAGCCUUGGCACACUCUGGACUUCCACAUCACCGAAGUUCUUGCGGAUUUUCCGCUUUCUCAAGGAAACUUCCCCCAGUUCUCAGCGCGAGUCUCAAGAGACUCUGCAUGUGAUUAGCGGAAGCAGAUUCGAUGCGAAUCCAGGGACUUCUUUUGCUUUCGACCUGCGCGGCUUCGUCGCUAGGGCUAGGGAAAGAUGCGAUUUGCUGGGCGUCGGGCAACAUAUUAAAAGAUCAUGGACGUCAGCACUCAGCUACUGGGCACCGGGGCGGGAGGGCCGGAUGCUUCACACGAUUGCUUUAUACGACCUGAAGAUGGACUAGCCUGCUUUGUUGGUCCCAGUGGUUGGUACCGUCCGGCUAGGGACUGGUCGUACGACAUCACCAGUAGCCGGUGUGAUAAUAUAUGCGCACUUGUUUCUGGAACAACGGCUGAGCAGCACGGUCGUAAGCGCCCCUGUUGCGCAACGUGCACACACUCGCAAAGCGCUGUGUGGGGUCGUCCUUGCCGGAUAUGGAUCGUGGCAUCAGACAUGAGCUCGGCAGUGGCCAAGGCACGACGGCGGCGGAGCCCGCUCUUGACGACCGGCCAUACGCACCACCCUCUGCCAGCAGCUUCAAAUUCCGCAAGUCUCCGCCGCGAGGCUUGUCGAUCGCACUAAGCGGCGAUGAUAGCGACAUCGUGUCGAUUCCAAUCGCGCGCUGCACUCUGUUCGGGGGGCUUGAUCAAGUACCGAGAUGAAUCGCAGAGUUUCACAAGGCAGGUAGGUCAAAAACGAGGCUGAUAUUCGAACCAUGCAGCGGUCCUUCGAGCUGGCAGUCAUGGUCGAAUGCAAAGAAGCACCUGCCACCCAGUUGUAGCGGACAUCUGAAUUUGAUGGAAAGCUGGCACCGCCACACCAUCAGCUGCAAACAUCGCGUGCCGACUUUUUGCAAGUUUCUGAAUCUCUUGAUGCUGCGUUUGGGACGAAGGGUGUGGGCUGGCUCCCUGCGCAAAAAGAAUUCACUUCACUGUGCGAAUGAACUCCUGCUAAACAAGACUGGGGUACCGGCGCUGAGCCGAAGCGCUGCCACCACAUCCACGUCGUCAGCCUCCACCAAGGGCGCACCCCCACCUCCCCGCAAGGCAGCCUCUCCCUCGUCGAAACGCACCCUCGGCCUGAAACCGCGCCCCGCCGCUGCCGACGCGGGCGAAGAGCGCACGCCCCAUGCCCCGAAACAACCCCUCCACGGCCGCCUGACGAAAAAAUCCCGUCCCCGGAAACUCACGCCUUGGGUUCGCCCUGCGAGACCCCGGGGGCCCACGCUGCGCUCGCGCUCACGCCGAGAGGCCCGCCAAGCGCGCCUAGGCGCGGUGUUCGCGGACCCACGCGCGCGCGUUGCCCGCUACCGGCUGGGCUUCCACGUCCUGCACCACGCGCAGCCGCUCAAGCCGCUGCGCCGGGGGCGCCUCAGCCGCGAAAUACGUGCGAAGAUCGAGGAGCGGGGAGACCUGCAGUCGCGGCGGAACAGGAAGCGUUAUGGACGACCGGACAUUUCGCUGAAGCACCCGAAGCGUUGGAAUCCGCCGCUGCCUGCGGGGGUCUUGCCGGCGUAUGACGAGGCGCUGAAGGUCAUCCGAGCGGAUGCGUAUCAGUUGAGGACCAAGGCUCAAGCGCAGCGCAAGGAGGUGGCGCGUUUGCACAAGAUUUUGUGUGGAGAGCUUGAGGGUGUCGAGCCUGUCGUCGGGGAGGCACGGAUCGCUUUGGAGCAGGAGCUCGAGAAGAUGCGGGAAAUGCUCCACAUCUUGGAUGUCCAAAGCGAGGUCAACCUUCCGGAGGUUCGUUGGAGUGUUGCGAAUGCCAUGACCGACAUGACCAUCCCAUCGCACAGACAUCUCCUGGAGCAGCGUUGGCGCUCGGAGGGUGAUCUGGAUCUUCUCAUGGAGCGGGUACACCAAAUGAACGUCAUCCCCGAUGCUCUCCCUGUCAUGCACCCCACCGUCGACCUCCACCUGACUGCUCCCCUGAUGCAGGAGCACUUUGACAAGCUCAUGCGACGCAACCGUGGCCCGUCCGGUCUUCCCCGGCGCAUGAACACUUUCAAAGAUGUGAUCCCGGGCAACUACCUGGUUCCGAAACAGACGCGUGAACCGCCCAAGAUGUACGCCAACGUCUUCCAUACGGAUGUGCGGUUGUACACGAUGUUAAUGGUGGAUCUGGACGUCCCGGACCCAGAGAAUCAGACAUACACCACCUUCUUGCAUUGGAUGAAGCCGAAUAUCCCCUUGUCUGCUACCCACGCUGGUCGCAUUCCGUUCCUGAACACUCACACGCAAUACGUACCGCCCCAUCCGCAGAAGGGCACGCCGUACCACCGUUAUGUGACGCUUCUGUUGCCCCAUCCGCCGAUGGAGGGUUUCAAGUAUAAUCGCAACACAGAGGCUCUGAUGACCGAGAAGCAAGCCGCUCUCAGCCAGAGUCUGACGCUGAGUGCCGCUGAGCGUGAGCGGGCUGCGAAAACGGUCGCCGCUGUCUCCGCUGCGGUCCCGAAUGUGACGCGUCGCGCUUUCGCGCACCGCCCGACGCACCCGAACGCCCGGAUCUCACUCCACUAUCAGCUUGCGAACUUUACGACGAUCUCGCAAGAACUGGAUAUUCCCGUCGUGCCGAUGGACGCGCGUGUUGGGUUUGAUAUCCGUGCGUUCGUGAAAGAGUGGGGAAUGAACGCCGCGAUGGGUGGCGGAAUGCAUAUGUUCCGGGAGGUGUGGGAUACUUAUGUCUCGGGCAUCUACAAAUACACUCUGCAGGAGGCGCAGCCCGAGUUUGGUCGGCCGCGACGCAUCAAUCCCAAUCGGAAAGAUCCUGCGGUCGAGCAGCGCCCCAAAUACCGCAUCGAUGCAUAGAAGUACUAGCCAGAAUCUUAUCUAAUCUACGCAAUUUGCCGUUCCCCGGUCUUGAGUAAGCACGGGUCUGUUUCGCGAGAACGCUUCAAGCGACUGACUCGCACGGUGACAUCUGGGCAUCUUUCGGCAGCGAGACUUGAUAUUUCGGGGGUCGCUUCUGCUCAAGGAGCCGUGGCUUAUCCGGAGCCAUCUCCAGAUCCUGGGGAUUCGGGCUUUGCGAUCUCCUGUUCUUCCUUAUAGGUCCAUCUGGGUACCGGUGCUGCUUAGUCGCAGUGGUAAUAGUGGUAGUGGUCCUCCUGCCGCCAUCUCCCGGGCCCCUCAAGCCACGCUGCAACCCGCAUCUCUCGCACCUGGGCUGAGAGAUGGAUGGCGAUGGCUAUCCUCGUCUCCGCGCCCGUCUUCGAUGCUUGGGGCUUGUGUUAAUCAGUCCUCGGGCAUCGCCUUGCGCAAAUGCCGAUGUAGACAGCGGGAAGCCAUCUCUUGUUGCAGCCCUGUUAUCUCCUCUGCCUCGACGGCGAUCAAGGACAUGAGGCGGCGCUGGGUGAGCUUAGAACACGGUUCUAGUCUGAGUAUCCCGGUGGGAGAGCCCACUGCGCCCGAUCUGCACAAGCGGCCGUUCAUGAAUCCAUCUGUGAUAUCUACUGAUGAGAACCAGAAAGCAAGCACACGUUGCCGGAAUACGCCGAGGAGGGGGAGGGGCCACUGGCAGACCGGGGAUGGGAGGGACAUGGGGUCGAUGCGCGCGCCUCGAGGCAGCGCCGCCGCAUGCUCCCGGGGCCUUCGCGCGAGAUCCGGAGACACGCCGUGUGUGCCAAGGAUGCGUGGAAUGCCUCCGACGGUGAUUGCGCCCCGCUGUUCAUCAUGAUUCGUGACAGCGACAACCCGCGCGAGAUGGGAAGGGGAGGUGCACUUCCGUCCUUCCUUCCUCCGAUGGCGUGGACAGCGGGCGCCUUGGGCUGCUAUGUUUAUUUGUCGCGGCCCAUUCGUGGAUGUGCGCUUCGCACGCCCGGACAUCAGAAGCUGCGGCGUGACAGCUGCGCGACUUGCCGCUGAUGGUGCGAGGGCCACACACCCACCACCCAGGUUCCUUUUUGGGACGUGGGAGUAGUGGUAGCGCGUUGGGCGCCGCUGCCAUUGAUCUCCGCGGAGACAUUGAAGGCACACGCCGCUGUCUGAUGCCAGCAGAGGAGAGAACGAAGUAUGUCAGCACCAGCAGCAGCAGCGAUAUUGGGGCAACUAGCACUUACGCUGGAAGAACGACGCGGGGGCUUCCUCGCUGUUGGCAGGGCGAUGAGUCCUGGCGAAGUACACACCGGCGAUCUUCCUUUCAUUUGGGGGAAUGUAAUUUCUGGCGCCAAAAUCGCGCAACGGGGCACAAGACCUGCUGCGAGCGGGACCGAUGCGGUUCCUUGCUUUCUGUGGAAUGCGGGGAAGCCCUCGGAUGUGUCGACGACGAGGAAGACAGAAUGAACGACCAGACCAACAUGUGUUUGCGGAUCUCUUCGACGAACAGGCAUGCCCGAGGAUGUGUUCCUGGUGCAUAGGAUGUUACAUACCAGUCCAAAUAACCCAUGGACUAGAAGGCCGGGCACCUGGCACUCCAUUGGCGGGCGGGCUGGAAGAGGAAGGGAAAGAAGACAGAAGAUAUAUUCUAGGAAAUCCACAACCAAUAUCGUUCAGCGACCCCAAGAAGCAUCUCAUACCCCACUUCGUCAACGACGACUUCGCGGUCAGCGACACCUGGCAGCCCAUCGUCGGCCGCGCGGUCCGAGUUGAUUCCCUGUUGGGCGGCGGGGGCACUAUUACACGCAGACGUCGCUGUCCCUCCAGCGCGACAUCGGGCAAGCACCCGGGACAGCCCGUCAGCAAUCCGGUCUUCCCCAGCCCCAUCGAACGCGGCCCGCGCGGCCGACUGGGUAGAGGAAGACGCGCAGGAAGAAGAAGAGGAAGAAGCACCGGCUCCUGGGGCUGGCACUGAACCUGGCUCGGAUUUGGGAGCGAAGAGAAUAUGCAGCACCGCGCACAGAUACCACAGCGCGUCCCGCCGCGCGAGCGAAUCUACCCGCGCGUCGUGCGACGUCCAGGUCCCUGGGUUCGCGGACAGGCCGUCAGGAAACAGCUUUUCCAGCUCGCACACGCUCUUCAGGGCGAGCGCAGCGCGGAGAUCGCGGGACUCGCCGGGCGCGAGCGGUGACAGCGGCGAGAACGCGGACUGGAACAGAUGCAGCAGAUCGGGGCGCGGAUCCGCUGCUGGAAGAGGCAGCGGUUGCUUAGCCGAUGUGGAUUUGCUGGAGAACAGCGAUUUGAGAUAGCAUCGACAGAGCGGGAUGAGAGAUUCGAUGGCCGGAUGGAAGAUGGAUAAGAUGAGAGCAUCGAUGAGUUCGUGGGUGUGGGAUGAGGCGGGUGCGGGCCGGCCUGUCUUCCUGGGCUUGUGCCGGCACAGGACAGGAAACGCGUGCGAGACGAGGUGGUGCGUGAGAGUGCUCAGCGUCUGUAGUAUCGCUGCAGAUGGUAACACGGGUGAUCGCAGCAGAGGGUGGAGCACAGCAGCUAGAGAAGAGAUUGCACGAAGAGAGAUCGAGCACACAAGUGCGCGCUGCUCCGCCGUUGGGUCGAGCGCGUUGUCGGACGCGUUCACGGCAAUGAUCACCCGCUCAAACGCAGAGAGUGCAGAGAAGAGUGUCGAGGAGUGGGGGAGGGCGACGAUGUCAGGAUGGCUUUCGAGAACAGCCUGCAGAUCGACGCGUGUCGGGGGCUCGAUUUUGGUAUCGCUACCAGCCUUCUUUUUGGGCUUGCGUUUCGGUUGGCUCGUUGGAGCGGCGGAAUGGGUGGCGUCGGCAACGGGUGGCGCCUGCGGCGGUGGCGCAACCGUUUCUUCAACCAAGUCAGUGCCGUUGCUCCAACACGUUCGUCAAGCCACACACUGAUUCUCUCGACGUCCAACUCGGCCUUCACACGCGCGAGCUCCUUCUCCAGCGCGAGUGCAUGAUUCCGCCACGACCCGUCCGACGUGGGUGCGGCAGGCUCAGAGGGUGGGAAGAUCGACUGUAGAUGUAGGACAUAGGCUUGAAUGGGCGUGAGUCUCCGAGGACAUGUGACCGAGUCUCCGAAAAACGCACAGGCACACGAUUGGUCGGGGGGUUUGAAUUUCAGCGCGACCAGGGCCUGGGGAGGACACUUCAGUCACGAUAGGCUUUGGUAUUUUCUCGUUGCAUACCACGGCUAUUCGCAUCCUGUCCGCGUCUGAAUGUAGAUAAUUGGGCAUAGAGGAAGGGGUACCAGAUUUGAACUGAUCGGGCCAUUGUCACCAUUUGAUCCGGCUUUGGAAAGGGAAACAACUGUUCCGGAAGCCCAAAUGACGUUGAAAUAGAGGACUUGCACUGAACUGGGGAUAUAUCAAACACAGAUAAGAAUUGAUUCUUGUCUGGCUGAGAAAGGCAGUGUGCUAUGAUUGCGUGAGACGGAUCCAAUUUGCUAUAUCUGCAAUCUGUUUCUCCUUUGCUCGAAUGUUGAACAAUUGUGAUGAUCUUUAAUCACAGAUUAAUCCUUCAUGUGCCAGAUUGAAGUGCUGGGGCAGUUCAAGAUAGAUCAUGAAACGCUAGACAUGCUUCGUUUGUUCGCAUUUGACAUCCAGGUUAUUUCGAAUACAUGUUCACAUGUCUACAUGACACAAGAUGCGUCCCUGUCUGCUUUCGUCAGAGGCUGACUUUCUUGAGCCUCACUCGAGGUGCGCCGGGACGUCAUCAAAUUCAUGGGAAGAGGCUGCUGCUGCUGUGGUAUCGCUUUUUGUCGAGAGCCACGGC